UCGCUUCGCCUUCUCAGUCUGCUUACUUGUCCAAGUCGUUCGCUCCGUCAACUGAUCGCUAGCCUUCUUCUCCAUGGAGCCGCGAUUCUAUCAUCUCCUGCAUCAUCUAGUUUUUCCAAUUCAGAGCGUCAUUCGAACACAAGUGGUCUUUGCGAGGGGCAGGUGACGACAUGCCAAUCAAUUUCUGUUGAUUGCAACGUGGUCUCCCCUCCUCGAGCUGACCCUGAUCGAGCAACUCUGGGGGGCCCAGGUGUUUGGGCUGCUUGCUUGCCCCAACUACUCGUUAGAUUAGCUCAUCCAGAUCCAGGUCUACGCCAUUGCAUCACGGGACUCUUAAUGCGUCUGAUUGGUGUCUACCCCGACGCCUUAGUAAAUACUCCUUCAACACCGUCUGUCUCAGCAGCUGCAAGUCGAAAUAAUCCACAAGAUGCCUUGUUAGACAUCGCCCGUGAGUCGGUUGCCCUUAGGCGACAGAGGUUUGCCGAUCGAUUAGUCUUCCCUGCCGUGGUAGCGAUGCGAACAUCGCCCAAUUUGGCUAUAAGUGAAUCAAAAAAUGGCGCAGUCCAUAAAGAAACCAUGCGUUCAGUAAGCUGA
Molecule: messenger RNA, 594 nt
Organism: Protopolystoma xenopodis
Lineage: Eukaryota; Metazoa; Platyhelminthes; Monogenea; Polystomatidea; Polystomatidae
Source: the annotation of a GenBank genome assembly